This is a messenger RNA of Ectocarpus siliculosus, 5866 nucleotides long. The record is from the annotation of a GenBank genome assembly. NCBI's taxonomy places the organism in Eukaryota, Phaeophyceae, Ectocarpales, Ectocarpaceae.
AUGCGGAGGAGCAAGGCCCCGUCAAGAAUUCUCUCGCCCGGAGGAGGGAGCAGCGGCAACAACAACAACAAUGGCUUCGGCAUCGAAGGCGGUGCUUCCUCCUCCUCCUGCGGCGGCGGCGGAGGCGGUGGUGGCGGCGGCGGCGGCAGCAGCAGGAAGUCGUCGGCGGCAUUUUCGCAGGAGAUGAAGCGGGUCAACACGGCGGCGCUGCGGCAGGGGAGUGUGAGCGUCGUGCGGGCGCCGCUCCUGGGCUGCUUGACGGUGCCGCGGGGGGGCGGGCUGGUGGUCGGGGCGUUCAAGCUGCCGGGGGGCGCGCGGCGCACGGACGAGAGCAAGGGCCUCCUCCGAAGGAAGUCGCUGGGGGUGCGGCGGCCGGUGACCUUCAUGACCUCCUCCAAGUUCCGUCCGCCGAGUCCCCCGGACGCGGCCGUGAGCGGGGAGUUCGAUCUCCAGGAAGGGGAAGAUGAGGGAGACGGAAAGGGGGCGGAAGCGGACACGUUCGAGCCCCUGGUGCUGUGGGAGGAGGGGCCCGGGGAGGACGACCAUCGCAUCAGCGUCGACCCGCGGCUGUGCAAGUUUCUUCGGCCCCACCAGAGGGAAGGGGUGCAGUUCAUGUUCGAGUGUGUGAUGGGCAUGCGGGAGUUUGAGGGCAGCGGGUGCAUCCUGGCCGACGACAUGGGCCUCGGGAAAACUCUCCAGAGCAUCGCGGUGCUGUGGACGCUGCUCAAGCAGGGCAAGGCCAAGGGCCAGCCGGCCGUGAGGAGAGCCGUCGUCGUUUGCCCCACCAGCCUGGUCAAGAACUGGGAGGCGGAGAUCGACAAGUGGCUCAAGGGGGACUGCCGCGUGAUCGCCCUCAGCGAGACGACGAGGGAGCAGGUGGUGCAGAGCAUCAACCUCUUCCUGGCGAGCAUGGUGUACAGGGUGCUCAUCGUGUCCUACGAGACGUUCAGGCUUCACUCGAAGCGGUUCUACGCCAAGGCGGACACCUGCUGCGACCUGCUCAUCUGCGACGAGGCUCACCGGCUGAAGAACGCUGAGACCGCCACCAAUCAGGCGUUAUCGGCCCUCAAGUGCCGGAAGAGGGUGCUGCUGUCGGGGACCCCGAUGCAGAACGACCUAGAGGAGUUCUACGCCAUGACGGACUUCACCAACCCCGGGGUGCUCGGCAGCGGCUCGUCGUUCCGAAAGAAAUUCCUGUCGCCCAUCCUGGCCGGGCGAGAGCCGUCCGCCACCGACAAGCAGGUGGAGCGGGCGCAGAAGUGCCAGAACGAGAUGUCCACGGUAGUCAACGAGUUCAUCCUCAGGCGCACGAACAACAUCAACGCCAAACACCUCCCGCCCAAGCUCGUCCAGGUGGUGUGCUGCCGGCUGACCCCGGUCCAGACGAAGAUCUACAAGCACCUCCUGUCCUCCAAGGAGAUCAGGCACAUCCUCAACGGCAAGCAGACCAACAUCCUGUCCAGCAUCGGCGCCAUGCAGAAGUUGUGCAACCACCCGAAGCUUCUCGUGGAAGGCGCCGCAGGGAGGGAUUCGGGGAGCCACGCAGAGAUCGCGAGCAUGCUGCCUGCGGAAACGUCCUCUUCUUCUGCCUUGGCGGAGGGGGUAGGGGGGCGGGGGAUGUCGGGCGGAGGGGGUUUCGGGAGGAGGAGCUCGGGGGGGAUGCAGAAGGGCGUGUUCCCCGAAUGGUCUGGAAAAAUGGAAACCCUCUUCCGGCUGAUGAGGGAGAUGAGGAACACUGGGGACGACCGCAUCGUUGUUGUGUCCAACUUCACGUCCAGCCUCGACCUCAUCGGCUCCAUGUGCCGAGAAAACUCAUGGCCAUUCGUUCGAUUGGACGGGAGCACGGGGGUGUCGAAACGGCAGAAAAUGGUGAACGCGUUCAACGAACCCGGCCCUCAGAGCUUCGCCUUCCUUCUGUCCAGCAAAGCGGGAGGGUGCGGACUCAACCUGAUCGGUGGCAACCGUCUGGUGCUGUUCGACCCGGACUGGAACCCCGCGGUGGACAAGCAGGCGGCGGCGAGGGUCUGGCGCGACGGGCAGAAGAAGCGGUGCUUCGUCUACAGGUUCGUGUCUACGGGGACGAUCGAGGAGAAGGUGUUCCAGAGACAGCUUUCCAAGGAAGGGCUGCAGAACAUCGUCGACGACAAGGAAGAGGUGAACUCCCUGUCGUCGAAGGACCUGAAGGACCUGUUCAAGCUUUACGAGGGAACGCCUUCGGACACCCACGACAAGCUUCGCUGCAAGAGGUGCAACAUCGACGAGGCUGUGCAGGCGGUCAAGGAUAUCGACGAGGCGGGGCUGCGGCGGGCGCUGCCCCAGCAGCUGGCCCUGUGCGAGGACCUUCUUUCCGAGCUGUCAGCGCUUCCGGAGGGGGCCACGUUCUUGCACCAGUGGGAUCCGGAAGAAGAAAACGUAACGGCGGAGAACUUCGCGAACGCAGUCCACGAACCGAUGGACUUCACCAAGAUCGCCGCCAGGCUCCGGGCAUCUACUAGAUCCACCCUGGAGCAGCAGCAGCAGCAGCAGCAGGCUGACGGCGCCGGGGACAGCGCCGGGGGGCAGCACGCGGACGUUACAAGACCACCCUUGUCCGCCGUCUCUGACGGAAACGGUGGGGACACCUCCGGCAACACGACGGCGGCGGCGGCGGCGGCAGAUGUGCCAUCUCCCGAUGCGGCCGCGGGGAGCGCCGGCGCCGGUGCCGCUGCUGCUGGUACCCCGGCCGUACCGUACACGAACGUGCCGGCCUUCACGAGGGACAUGCGGCUGGUGUUCCAGAACGUGCGGCGGAUGUGGCCCCCCGGGAGCAUCGGCGGGGAGAACAGGCUCACCAAGGCCGCGGACGCGCUGAAGCUGGCGUUCGAGAUGAGGUGGAGCGCGCUCGCUACGCGUGUGCACAGGGUUCAGAGGGAGGCGCUGGAGACCGCGAGACUGGAGGCCAAGGAUAGGGAGGCUCAAGAGAGGGGGGAGGACUGGGCUCCGCCCGCCAAGUUUCAGGAGCAAAUGGGGAUGCCGAAGGAAGAGGACCUCAACUCCUGGAGCCACCACUAUUCCACGGACACGGCGGAUGACCCGGUGUUCCGGGGAGCGAUGAUGGGCACCGGGGACUCUUUGGUUAGCUUCGUGUUCGGCCUGGAGGUCACCUGGGACUUGCUCUCGGUGCAGCUGGAACAGGAGGCAGAAGCCCGGACCCUGGAGAUCAAGGUCAAGAACGACGCGCGAGCAGCACGGGCCGCCGAGAAGAAGAAGGCCGCGUCUGCCGCCGCCGCCGCCGCCGCCGCCGCCGCCGGCACCGACGACAACGGCGAUGUUGUCGACGACAACGGCGAUGUUGUUAAGGCCGACGGCGAUGUUGUUAAGGCCGAGGGCGGAGGUAGCAGCAGCAGCACGAAGGGCAAGAGGAAGAAGGAGGAGGAGAAGAAGAAGAAGAAGAGGAAGAAGGGUGCGUGUGGUGGGUAUGGGCGCGAGAUGGAAGGUUCGACGGUGGGGGUAGAUGGUGGCGGCGCGGCGGCCGGCGGAGGAGGUGAGGGUGGCGAGGAUGCGGAGGUAGGGGACGGGGGAGUGGAGGCGGAGAUGGGGGAGGAGGAGGGGGGGGGGGACAAGGAGGAGGAGGAGGAGGAGGAGGAGGAGGAGGAAGAGGAGGACGAGGCUUGGAUGGACGAGGAGGGUGACGGGGGCAAGGCGACGGUGGCGCCGGCAAGCGGCAAUCGUAGAAGGAAAGUGAUGGAAGACGAAUCAGACGAAGACGGCGACGACGACGAGCAAGUGGCGUCUACGGCGGAGGAGGAGGGUACGCAGAUCGAGGGGGCCCCGGCGAAUACUCCCGGUGGUGAGGAGGAGGGGGGUGGUGGUGGUAUCGGCGGCGACACCGAGGAGGAGGAGGGGGAGGAGGUGUUGGAGACGCCGCCUCUUGUUGGCUCUGCCGAAGCGGGAGAAGAGGACUGGAGAGUACCCGCAACCGGUGGCAGCGAAUCCGCGGCGGCAGGAGGGGGCCCAGUAGCAGCAGCAGCGGCUGUAGGGGGGGGUGGAGACGAAGAGAACUCCUCCUUUCGGAGCCCGGCUAGCAGGCACGGGGAAAACCGGGUCGCUAGCAACAGCAGCGUUAGCAGACGGGAGAGGACGGGGGUAUCGAGCGGUGCUGCGGCGGAGGGGAGCGGCGGUGUCGGCAGCAGCGAGAAAACGGAGUGGCUGUGUGCCGUGUGCACCUUCGCGAACGCCUUGUCGACACGGAAGUGCAUCAUGUGCUUGACAGGCUGUCGCCCCCCGGGGAUGGGGCGCUCGAGUCCCCUGUCCCCUCGAUCGUCCGGCGAUGCGAAUAGGGGACGGGGGCAGGAGGAGGACGAGGACGACGACGACGAAGACGAAGACUUCGUGAGCGCCAAGAAGAAGAGCAAGAGCAAGAAGGACGGCAAGGGGAAGAAGGGCAACAGCAAGUCUCCGCGAGAGACGGCGGGCAAGAAACAGCAGAAGCCGGCGAAGGAGAAGAAGCGCAAGAGAGAGAUCUGGAUAGACGACGACGAAGACUUCGAAUAGAGCGAAGCCGCCGCCGCCGUUGUGUUGUACAUCCCCGGGUACCGGGCAGUCUUUUUCUUGUUCAUGGUGUUGAUUCGCCGGGCCCCCCUCUGGUUGAGGGGUCACUCGAGAGACACCCGCAAGCGUCACGGUCAUGUUUUUGUUUGUCCGGAUUCGAGAGCUGUCUUCUGUUGGAGCCCUUGGGCGUUGCUCCAGUCAAGGAGUGGGUUAGAGGGGGCUUACCUGAUGGUAGAGCAUGUGUCAGCCUCGUGGCCGGCUCGAAAAGGGUGUGGGACUGCUUUUGCGUGUCGUUAGCACGGCACUUUUGCGUGUCUCGAGCACGCACCUUCAAUGUACAACACUCCGUGCCACCACCACUGGGGCAGGUAGUAUACAGUAGCGGGGUGUGCCAAGAGUGAAGGUGCAGACUUUCUUGUUGAUUAGUUGCCACAUGUGGCCGUUACCCCGGCAAAUAUCGUCCAACGUCCCUGGGCGAAACGACUAUUAUACCUGCAGGAAUUUGCUCCGGUGUAGACUACAAGUAGUGCCUCUGUUGCACUUACUGACCUCCGGGAGUUACAGCCUCCUUUCAACUCGGGGAGCUGGUCUAUGAAACUCGGUUGGUUUUGGAUAGAUCGUUGUGGCGCUUGUUGCCGUGUAGUUUAUUUGCCGUUUAGUUUGUUACUCACGCAAUGUAUAUUUUUGAAGGAUGCAAUAGUCGAUGUCGCGCAUGUUGCUAUCAGCGUCCCUACGGUAGGUUUUCAGCAUGACUUUCGGUGGUCGCACGGCCGCUUGUGCUCUGUUACGGUUGCGAGUUGGAUACGGAGGUUUCGAAACGAUAUCGUUUGGUCACCAAAACCAGGCGGGAUCUCUCGCGUGUAUUGUAUGGCGAGGGGUUGCCCAGCCAUUCCCGCCCCCCCCUGCGUGUAUGUUGGUUGUUGUUGUGCAGCUGGAUUCGUUGCAGCCGUUUUCCUUUUUGGCAAUCGCAGUUAGGAUGGAAGAAAGAGAGUAGUAUAUAACAGUCGCCAUCUUCGCAUGCAGCCAAUCCUGAUCCAUUUGAUUACGUUGUUUGGUGCUGCUGUGCGCCACGAAUGUCGGGCUCAUAGUGCAUGUAGAGGGUCAUGACCGGGUGUGUUCGUGCUGUAGUAGAAUUUACACCUGUUACGAGCGUAUCGUAUCUGGUGUCCAGCGUUUUUGUGCGUAUAGUGGGUGUCAGCCUGCUUGCUUGUUUGUUGUUCACACGUGGAAAGGCGAGAGGGAAGGGCGAAGAAAUAGGAUACUGGAAGGGCGUAUUGGCCGGUAGCAACAUGUUUGUUGAUACAAGUGAAGCCAAUUUGCCCGAAUGCUCUGUUUU